AUGGCUGUACCAUUUUCAUAUAUUAUUCUCAGCAGCGUUGUUUUCUUGGCUUUGCAACAUGUUGCUACUGGUCUCAGGUGUUAUUCAUGUGAUCCAUGUGAUGCUGUCAAUAAUAACACGUUAAUAACUAGCUCCAACGGUGCAGGAUAUUCAUGUUGGAAAACUAUUACGUUGGCAGCUAGUGUUGUGACUCACACAAGACGUGGUAUUCUCGCUAACUGCAAAGAGGAAAAUAGCGUCUUUGCUGGAACUGUCUUGCAGCAUGCUGCUAUUGGGCUUGUGUGUUAUUCGUGUGAUGGAUGUGAUAAUGUCAAUAAUAGCACGACAAUAGCAACUGGAAUCGAAACUUUAGGGUAUUCAUGUUGGAAAACUAUUACGUUGGCUGUGCCUCUUGUAACUUACGCACAACGUGGUAUUAUAAGUAACUACCAAGAGCAAAAUAGCGUCAUUGCUGGAGCUGGUGUGCGAACCGCUUGUUGUUCAACAGACAGAUGUAAUUCAGGUAUUCCUCUACCGAGCUCGACCGGAUUGGUAUUGUUUCUAAUCAAUCAUGUCUGGUAG
Messenger RNA from Rotaria socialis, 561 nucleotides. Lineage: Eukaryota; Metazoa; Rotifera; Eurotatoria; Philodinida; Philodinidae. The record is from the annotation of a GenBank genome assembly.